Messenger RNA from Symbiodinium sp. CCMP2456, 1152 nucleotides. The record is from the annotation of a GenBank genome assembly. NCBI's taxonomy places the organism in Eukaryota, Dinophyceae, Suessiales, Symbiodiniaceae.
AUGGGGGACUUGUUGAUGACCUGGCGCCAUGCUGCUCCUCAUGCUGGUCAUGUGGCAGCCGACCCUGUGCAGGGCCGUGGCAGCCAGCGAUCUUUGAAUGUGUGGACACUGGACGGAGAGCCUCGGGCUUUCUUGCAAACAGACAGCCCGCUUGUGCAGGUGGAUGUGGCGCGUGUGACCUGGGUGUCUGUCUACACCUUGGAUCACUUCAUCAUUUGCGCAUUGGAUUCGAGGUCAGUGAUAACCCUUUGGGACUCCAAAGCUGGCUUUUCUCCCAUAUUUCGCUUCUACAGCGGCUGCGAGGAGCCCUUCGACUUGGUGCUGACGCAGGAUUUCAUGGUGGUAAUUCAGGACAACAUGUCUGCAAAUCGUCUCGAUCUCUUCUUCUGGAAGCUCUGGCUUCACCCAGGCUUCGAGGUGGAGGGCCAAUCCAUGGAAAGCUCUGAAAGACGACAGCUCGCAGGAAGACACCAACGAGAGGCUUCUGUGCAGAAGUCACGACUACCGGCUGCAGCUCGAUUUGCACCUCAAGGUGGCGCUGCUCUUCCUGCAGCAGUUGGGACCGGCCUCGUUGCCGUUUUGGAUCUGGCUUCUGCAGCUGCUGCGCAGCUCAGUGGCGAUGCGUUGCAGCGCUUUCUGUACAAAGAACUUCGACCAAAUUGUCGCCUGAUCAAGACGCUCAGCCUUCCAGAUAUCGACACUUAUUUCGCCUCGUACAGGAAUUUCCUCAAUGUUUGCUCCUUUCACAAAUCGGGUCAGGAAUCGCUGAGCGUCUAUCGUUCCAGUUCACUUCAGAAGAAAGUGUUUUUCCCACCCGCAAAGCACACCAAGUUCGAAGAAUGGAUUGCUUUGCAGGUGCACAAUGAUGGCACGGUUGUGGUCUAUGACUUCAGACCCAGCCAGAUGGCCUUCGAUGAGCUGCUACUGCAAGGCCAUGGAGGGCUCCCUUGUUCCGAUGCGAAACAGCCGCAGAAGCACCUGCCCGUCAGCGGUCCUCGAUGGGUCAUGGGCUCAGACGUUCCAGACGCGCGUGAUCGAUUCAUCAGACUCUUGGCUGGGCCGUCAUGGGCCUGGCGCACUUCACUGGAACACCAGCUGAACACUGGAGUUCAAAGGGUGCACAAAGACUGCACCAAGGCUUCUCAUGGGUGA